AUGGACGCAGCAUCUAAAGCACCACCUCUUCUCGCGUCGGAACUUAUAGGGCCCAAGGGAUGGAUCCGGAAUGUGAUGUGUCUUGAAAUGGCAGCAGACUACGAUGCUGAGAAUAUCUCAUCGAUGCUGCGAACAGCAUGGAGUACCUUCAAGGCGCGAACACCAAUGGUCGGCGUUGAGGCCGUUCCCGCAGGCCCUGAUGUGAAGCCCGCUGGGCAGUUGAAGCUACAACCUUACGGUGAUGGCGAGAUAGAGGAUUUCAUAGUGAAGGAUCACCGUAACGACAACACAGCACCGUCAUUUGAUCAGUUGAAGGAGCAGGGAUUUCCCAAUGCAGCUAUGGACGACGAAAAAUUGUUCAUGCGUGGCCGUGUUGGCGAAUGGCCUAAUUUUGGCAUCGAUCGCCUAGCAACCCAGAUGAUGCAAGCAAACUUAGUCAAGGGUGGAUUACUGCUCAAUCACUUGUGCUUCCAUUCCUAUGCCGAUGGACUAUCCAUGUGGAAAUUGGCCGAGAUCUUUGCUGAAGACCUACGCCGAGCACAGGGCCUGACUAUUGAGAAUCCAAUUGAGAUUCAAGUUGCGGACCGCGCCAAAAUCUUGCAGAGUACCGGAGAACACGUGUGUGCCAAUUUCGCAGAGGAUCACACAGAAUUUAUCCAUUUACCUUUCACUCCUCCUGGACUUCCCGAGAGUCUAACGAACGGAGAGAGCCAUGCUCAUGUAUAUCGUUUCACUCCGGAAGCCAUCCGAGCGCUCAAAGACGAGUGCUCACCGGCCAAAAUAUCAUCUAGUCUUAAGGACCAGAUUCCGCAAGAACAACUAUCAAAAUUCGUCUCCACAAACGAUGUCCUAUCUGCACUACUCUGGAAAUCCAUUCAGAGCGCCGAACACCCCGAUCAUUCAGUCAUCGAUCCCAGUAAACCCUCGGUAGCAAUGGUCAGCUUGAACGCACGACGCCGCGUUCACGUGCCCAUCCAUCCACACACACUGGGUAAUAUCGUCGGAUUCACAACCGCAGUUCUACCACUUCCGCAACUACUGUCUAAGGAUACCACGCUAGCUGAUAUCGCGUGUUUGAUACGACAGAGUGUCAAUAGGUGUGGAAGCACAUACUACGACGAAAUGGCGCACUACGUAGAACGCAUGGACGAUGUGAAUAGGCUGGCAGGCACGGCUUUUCUCGACAUGCCUGGUAGCAAUGUGCUAUUGAGCAAUUGGAGCGAUUUUGACUACUACGGCAUUGAAUGGGGUCCCGCAUUUGGUGAUCGCAUCAAAUCUUUACGAUUCGCCGCUGGUGGUGUCUGUGCAGGCUUCCAGGUAAUCUUGCCAUGUCCUGCGGAUGCACCCAAGGGAACAGUAGAGGUACUCGUCAGUGCGUCAAACCAAGCGUGGCCGCGAUUGCUGCGCGAUGAGACUUUCCAUCGCUUUGCUCAUAACGCCACGACGAUACCAUUCCAGUGA
Molecule: messenger RNA, 1461 nt
Organism: Sclerotinia borealis F-4128
Lineage: Eukaryota; Fungi; Ascomycota; Leotiomycetes; Helotiales; Sclerotiniaceae
Source: the annotation of a GenBank genome assembly